GCUGUGCUUCCAGUUGGGGUGUUUUCUGCACAAAAUAAACUCCUGUCUCCCAAUUUUUACACCUUUUGUUCUCCCUUGGAGACCUCGAAAGGGCCCAAAAUAAGAAAAAUCUCAAGGGGCCUGUAACAACCUUCUGGAGAACAUAUUUUUUGGGGGGUGAGGGUCAGUGUGUAGAGGAACCAGUUAAAAAACCUAGAACAUUGUACAAUUAAUAAUUUACCUGCACUGUUGGAGGCAGUAUGCCUCGGAAUACUAGGGCUAUGCACCAGACUCAACCAGGUCCCAAGCCCUGAGCCAUGUCAGAUCUAUUUGGAGGCAUUUGGGCCUCAGCCAAGCAGGGUUGAGAUAGCCCAGAGUGAUCCAGGGUUAUUGAGGAUAAGGUGUCCGGCAGAAAGGAGAGGCAGAUGUGAGCAGAAAGAUGGAGGUUGAGAGGGAAAGGCAUCUCUUCACAGGAGAAGCUCUGAAAAAUUUGCAAAAUCUGGAAAGAACAAGAGAUCUCUCCUUGGAUGGGCUUGAUAAAGGACUCCAGCAAAUGACUGCCGGAAAAUUCAUGGAAGGAGGAAAUCACACUACAGUAACUGAAUUCAUCCUUCUGGGAUUCACAACAAACCUGAAACUGCAACUGAUUUUGUUUGCAGUGUUUCUAAUCAUUUAUAUAGGAAGCUUGGUAGGGAAUAUGACACUCAUUGCUCUAAUCUGCAGCAGCUCUCACCUCCAUACGCCUAUGUAUUUCUUCAUUGGGAACCUCUCCUUCCUGGACCUCUGGUAUUCCUCUGUCUAUACACCGAAAAUCCUGGUGAACUGUGUCUCUGAGGACAAGAGCAUUUCCUUUGGCGGUUGUGCCGCCCAGUUCUUCUUCUCAGCUGGCUUUGCAUAUAGCGAGUGCUACCUCCUGGCAGCCAUGGCCUAUGACCGUUAUGUGGCCAUUGCUACUCCACUGAUGUAUGCCACUGCCAUGUCCAGAAAACUAUGCGCAGCACUAGUGGCCUUCUCAUACCUAGGUGGGUUCAUCAAUGCCACUGUCCUUACCAGUGAAACCUUCACAUUGAGCUUUUGUGAUGGCAACAUCAUUGAUGACUUCUUCUGUGAUGUACCCCCUCUAGUGAAGCUUUCCUGUGAUGUGACUGAAGAUUACCAGACUAUGCUAUACUUCCUCUUGACUUUUAACAUCAUUGCCCCUUCAGCCUUCAUCCUUGCCUCUUAUGCAUUUAUCCUGGCAGCCAUUUUGAGGAUCCGCUCUACUGAGGGCAGGUGCAAAGCCUUCUCUACAUGUGCAUCUCACCUGACUGCUGUUACCUUGUACUAUGGCUCCAUCCUCUUCAUCUACUCACGCCCCAGUACCAGCUAUGCCUUGGAUAGAGACAAAUGGGCCUCCGUGUUCUACACAGUGGUCUUCCCCAUGCUGAACCCCCUCAUUUACAGCUUAAGGAACAAGGAUGUGAAAAAGGCAAUGAAGAAGCUAACAACAAGGAGGACCAAUUUCUAAAUAAAAAUUACUGUGAGUGUGACUUUGGUAGACAGACAUAAUUGUGUAAGCUAGUUUUGUAACACAUGUUUUCUACGCUAUCAUUUUAGUAACUUCUAAAAUAUGAAAUAUCCCUUUUUGAGGCACCAGAUUGAGAAUUUAUAUUACCCCCUUCUCAGAUACAUAUGACCCACAGUCUUCAAAUGAAUAUGUGUCAACCUCACACCUGUGUAUUGCUAAUCACUGGAAGAAAUCUAGGUGUACAUUCGAGGAGGUUUAGAAUGGCAUGUGCAUGGCCUCUGUCCCAUAAUUCAUGCCUCAUAGCCCUGAUUUAUUGGGGUGCUUAUUGCUUUGAAUGCUGUAAUUGCAAUGUACUGGAGUCUGAAGAGCUUAAAGCACAAGCUUUUUGACAUGAUUAUAAGAAGAUUAGAAAUUUUUCAUUCUGUCUGUGUUCAAAAACAGCACUUGGGAAAGUUGUUCAAGUUGACCAAAACAAUCCUGCUCUGUCAGGUGUGCUUGUUUGUAACUUUCUCAAGCUUUGAAGGGACAGUGAGCACAGGGAUGUGGUCAGAGAAGACUCUUGAUAGUCAAAACAAGGGAGGGCAUAAGCAAAACCUGGGAAUAAAUGUCACAGCUGUAUGUCCAAGGCCAAGUUGUAUCAGAAGAAGGUAAACAAAAGUCACCUAAGAGGGAAACCAGCAACCUGGAUGAUGGGAAGACAAUGAUCUCAUAGGUAUGAGGUGCCCCCUCCCAGAGGGUCUUUUAGGUAUAAAUAAAGGAUCCCUAGAUUGGGGAGAUUAAGCCUCCAGGGGUCUGAAAAACCUCAGAAGUAACAACAAGAUAGAGCCUCAGAUUGACAUAAAGAAGGCCAAGCUUCAGCUUCAAGCAGAGUUUCCAGCAAGAAUUCUCACUGCUGCUGUUCCAAGGCUUCCAGCUUGCAGGCCAAAUGUAAGAGCAACUAAAGACAGGGGAGGGGAAGAGACCCAUUAGCCAUUAGUUUCAUUUUAGUGUUUUAUU
Messenger RNA from Rhineura floridana, 2482 nucleotides. RefSeq names its product olfactory receptor 9G19-like. The coding region runs from base 419 to 1486 and encodes 355 amino acids. Gene Ontology annotation, biological process: sensory perception of smell; G protein-coupled receptor signaling pathway. Lineage: Eukaryota; Metazoa; Chordata; Lepidosauria; Squamata; Rhineuridae. Gene Ontology annotation, cellular component: membrane. The record is from RefSeq and is a predicted model, not a curated record. Gene Ontology annotation, molecular function: odorant binding; olfactory receptor activity; G protein-coupled receptor activity. The transcript is spliced from 3 exons.